AUGAAGAUGACAGGUGUACCUGGCUGCCUCCUCUCCCUCCACCUUCUGCUGUUCCUCCAGCUGCCUUCCAGCCAUGCAGGACAGUUCAGAGUGAUGGGUCCAGCGCGCCCCAUCCGGGCUCUGGUUGGGGAUGAAGUGGAGCUGCCGUGCCGCAUAGCUCCUGGGAAGAACGCUACAGGCAUGGAGGUGGGCUGGUACCGGCCGCCUUUCUCCAGGGUGGUUCACCUCUACCGGAAUGGCAAGGAUCAAGAUGCAGAGCAGGCCCCGGAAUACCGGGGCCGGACAGAGCUGCUGAAAGACACCAUCAGCGAAGGAAAGGUGACCCUCAAGAUCCGGAAGGUUCGGUUCUCAGACGAAGGGGGCUUCACCUGCUUCUUCCGAGAUCAUUCCUACCAGGAGGAGGCGGCCAUGGAGUUGAGAGUAGAAGAUCCCUUCUACUGGAUCAACCCAGGGAUGCUGGUUCUCAUCGCUGUACUGCCCGUGCUUCUCCUGCAGGUCACCGUGGGCCUCGUCUACCUCUGCCUGCAGCGCAGACUCAGAGGAAAACUUCGAGCAGAAAUAGAGAAUCUCCACCGGACCUUUGAUCCGCACUUUCUGAGGGUGCCCUGCUGGAAGAUAACCCUGUUUGUCCUCGUGCCAGUGCUUGGACCCCUGGUUGCCCUGAUCAUUUGCUACAACUGGCUACACCGAAGACUAGCAGGUACAGUGGCUGAGCAGCGAACCCCCAACCUGUGAGGGCCAAGGCAGCUCUGAAGGGAAAACAGAAAGAGGGGGAAUCAAGGCUUAAAACUCAGGAGCCGAGAACAACCUGUGGGGUCCUUCGGUGAAAAGAGCAGUCAGUCAGACAACCCUUUGGUCCAGAGGGAGGAUGUGGGAGAGGCAAGGCUAGUCGUUUCCCACUGAUCACCUGCUUGUUUUUCUGUUUUCAGGGCAAUUUCUGGAAGAGCUACGUAAGUUCUCUUCUCUUUCUUUUAAGUUUAACUGAAUACCACAUGAUGUGAUAUCCACAUUUUCCCCCCCAAGAUUGAGUCAUUUGAAAG
Molecule: messenger RNA, 1040 nt
Organism: Ochotona princeps (American pika)
Lineage: Eukaryota; Metazoa; Chordata; Mammalia; Lagomorpha; Ochotonidae
Gene: MOG
Product: myelin oligodendrocyte glycoprotein
Exons: 6
Coding region: 1-735 (244 amino acids)
Biological process (GO): T cell receptor signaling pathway; regulation of cytokine production
Cellular component (GO): external side of plasma membrane
Molecular function (GO): signaling receptor binding
Source: RefSeq, a predicted model, not a curated record